Messenger RNA from Urocitellus parryii (Arctic ground squirrel), 1449 nucleotides. RefSeq names its product ST8 alpha-N-acetyl-neuraminide alpha-2,8-sialyltransferase 6 (gene St8sia6). Gene Ontology annotation, molecular function: alpha-N-acetylneuraminate alpha-2,8-sialyltransferase activity. Gene Ontology annotation, biological process: oligosaccharide metabolic process; N-glycan processing. NCBI's taxonomy places the organism in Eukaryota, Metazoa, Chordata, Mammalia, Rodentia, Sciuridae. The record is from RefSeq and is a predicted model, not a curated record.
AUGGAGUUGAGCUCCGCGCCCCAACCUUCAGGUGACCCCGCGCGGUGGCGGCAGAGGCAGCGGCGGCUGCAGCGACCAGAGCCCGCAGCAGCUAGGAGCGCCUCCGGGAGGACAGGCGGCGAGCUCGGUGAAUCGUCAUCUGCCAGCGGAGCGCCGAGCUUCGGCGGGCCGUGGCUGGCGGCGGGAGUAGCGAGUCGGGGCCGCCCCGGCUACGCUUCGCCCGGGCAUCGGCGGCGGCGGCGGCGCCCAUGGCUCAGGGUACGGCCAGGGUGCGCGCUGCUCUCCCUGCUCUUCAGCCUGCUACUACUGCUGCUGCUGCGCCUGCUCUGGUGCCCCACCGACGCKCCCGCCCGCUCCAGGCUCUUGGUGGAUGAAAGCGAGGAGGAUCCCCAGGGCACUUCCCCAGCGCUGAGAAUACUCAGGAGCCCCGCGCCCCCGGUACCUCGCACCACGAACAGCACAUAUCUGGAUGAGAAGUCACUCCAACUGACAGAGAAAUGCAAAAAUCUGCAAUCUGACCUCAAUUCUUUAUUUAACAGAACGAAAAGACAAAAAGAAGAUGAUUACCUUCAGAUCAUCACAGAUAUCCAGAACUGUCCUUGGAAACGACAAGCAGAAGAAUAUGAAAAUUUCAGAGCAAAACUUACUUCCUGUUGUGAUGCUAUUCAAAACUUCGUGGUUUCUCAAAAUAACACUCCUGUUGGAACUAACAUGAGCUACGAGGUGGAAAGUAAAAGAACAAUCCCGAUCGGAGAGAACAUUUUUCAUAUGCUUCCUGCGUCCCAGCCCUUUGUGGAGUAUCCUUAUAACCAGUGUGCCGUGGUUGGAAAUGGGGGGAUUCUGAAUAAUUCUCUCUGCGGAGCUGAAAUAGAUAAAUUCGACUUUGUUUUUAGGUGUAACAUCCCUCCAACCAACGGAAAUGUUAGUAAAGAUGUUGGCAGUAAAACCAAUCUUGUGACUAUAAAUCCCAGUAUAAUAAUGCUAAAAUACCAGAACUUAAAGAAGAAAGCAGAAUUUCUGCAGGAUAUUGCAACCUACGGAGAUGCGUUCCUUCUUCUGCCAGCCUUUUCCUACAGGGCAAACACUGGCCCCUCCCUAAAAGUGUAUCACACACUCAGAGAGUCCAAAGCAAGACAGAAGGCUCUCUUUUUCCAUCCCAAGUACCUGAAACAGCUUGGCCUUUUCUGGAGAACUAAAGGUGUGGAUGCAUACCGCUUGUCCACUGGCUUGAUGAUCGCAAGUGUUGCUGUGGAAAUGUGUGAAAAUGUGAAGUUGUAUGGGUUUUGGCCCUUCUCUAAGACUGUGGAGAACACACCUGUCAGCCAUCACUACUAUGACAAUCAGUUGCCUAAGCKCGGUUUCCAUAAGAUGCCCAAAGAAUAUAGCCAUUUCCUCCACCUUCACAUGAAAGGCAUCAUCAAACUACAAUUUGGCAAAUGUGAAACUUAG